AUGCAUCGGCCGGAUCUGUUGGCUUUUCUACUGCCUCUGCUGGCAGCUCCAGUUUUCGCCGCGGAAACUCUAGACUGCGGAAAGAUUCGCGCAGAUGGCCAUACUUUUGAUCUUUCUAAGCUCGGUGGACCUCAUUCGGUCCUGACGACGCGAUUCAAGCCCAGUCCUCCCGAACAUUACAACACAACUUAUACGUUAGAUAUCUGCAAGCCUUUGAAGAAGAAGGGUGGCAAGAAGGAUGAAGAAUGUCCAAACGGCACUCGAGUUUGCGGUAUUACACACCUUCUCAAGUCUGGCGAGAAGGAGACAGAUGAGAUUACGAAUGUCAUCGCGAUCGCAGGAAAUCUCGAAAACGUUGGCGGCUCUCGAUUCGAUGCUACACCUACGCGACUCAAGACAAGCGACUCAACUUCCGAUAAGGAUAAAGAGGGCGUACGACUAGUCCUCACAGGAGGCAGGGAUCCUCUCAAGGGCGAUAUCAAGAAGACCGAUCAAAAGGCCAUCAUCGAGUUCCUAUGCGAUCCUAAAAAGGAGGGAACAGAGGGCGAGUGGGUUACUUCAGACCAGUACGAGAAACGAGCGGACGACGAUAAGAAGGAAGGGGAUGGUGAUGAUAAGGAUGAGGGCGAGUCUAUGAUUGAGCAUCAGCUGAAGCAUGACAAUGCGUCGCUUAUCUGGAAUAGCUUUGAUGAUGAGGAAAAGGUCAGGGUUCUGCGCUUGACAUGGUAUACUAAGUAUGCCUGCGAAAAGUCAGAGGACAACGGCGGUAGCGGCGAUGAUGACAGCUCAAGCUCCCACUGGGGCUUCUUCACCUGGUUUAUCAUCAUUGCUUUCUUGGGCAUCGCCGGCUACCUCAUCUUCUCAUCCUGGAUCAAUUUCACGCGCUACGGCGCCCGCGGCUGGGAUCUUCUCCCCCACAGCGACACCAUCCGCGAUAUUCCUUACCUACUUAAGGACUGGAUCCGCCGUGUACUCAACACCGUGCAGGGAACAGGAAGUCGAGGAGGAUACAGCGCGGUCUAG
Molecule: messenger RNA, 1023 nt
Organism: Fusarium mangiferae
Lineage: Eukaryota; Fungi; Ascomycota; Sordariomycetes; Hypocreales; Nectriaceae
Exons: 3
Coding region: 1-1023 (340 amino acids)
Source: RefSeq, a predicted model, not a curated record